This is a messenger RNA of Heterobasidion irregulare TC 32-1, 718 nucleotides long. RefSeq lists its product as uncharacterized. The record is from RefSeq and is a predicted model, not a curated record. The transcript has a single exon. The annotation marks the transcript as partial. Lineage: Eukaryota; Fungi; Basidiomycota; Agaricomycetes; Russulales; Bondarzewiaceae.
GAUGUGUUCUCCCCGAGGCUGCCCGCGAUUCCCCCGGUCAAGCCCAAGAGAAAGCCCUUGGCUUCUGGUUCUCUAAAUUCGAUACCUCUGGUCGCUGCACUCAAUGGCCUUGGGUCCUCAAAUAUCUCCCACCCUUUGCUGACUCAAUCUCAGACUUCAACACAAGAGGCGGCCGAACCUUCGUCUCAAGUAUCCGAGCUUCCACCGCCACGCGUGCGAAUGGUCUUCGAUGGAGUCGAGCUUCCCACAGUCGCGUCCAUCAGACGCGCCGAGGGUCCUGAGAUGAGGGAGAGGGGAAGGGAAAGGGCGCGCGGGCAGAAAAGGACACGGGAGGAGAUGAACUACGGCGAGCAACUCGCGCGGGUACUGCAUUCGGCGUUCCAGCAGAACCACCGCGAGCUGGAAGACACUCGCGAGAGAGGGAGUAAGGACAGUGCUGGCAAGGACACGUCAGAGGCAGAGUCACUCCCGCGCCCAGCCACGCGUAGACCAGGACGAUUACACAGGAGGUUACCCAGCGAAUCUUCUUCUGAUGCUGAGCCCGGUGCUCACAAGAGCAGCAGGGCAGCACGGGUAAUUGAUCCAGAGCCUCCUACUGAGACCGAUGCAGGACCGUCCACAGAUAUUGGUACUACAUUCGAGCCUCUCACAUCUACAUCUGUCCCAUCUACUCCUUCAUCGGUCAUCGAGAUCGAUACGGAACCCAAUAGCCCCGUUC